This is a messenger RNA of Physella acuta, 810 nucleotides long. Its product is annotated as ribonuclease kappa-B. Gene Ontology annotation, molecular function: RNA endonuclease activity. Gene Ontology annotation, biological process: nucleic acid metabolic process. The record is from RefSeq and is a predicted model, not a curated record. NCBI's taxonomy places the organism in Eukaryota, Metazoa, Mollusca, Gastropoda, Physidae.
GGAAGUCUUCUGUUUAUGUCAUAUGAUAAGUUUUUGUGAUUUCAAUAGGCACUAAUCUAAAUCCUUCAGAGAAAAUAGAUCAUUUAUUUUAAAAACUUACUGAAAAUUAAAAAUGGCAUGCCUAGGACCUAAAUGUUCUAUCUACUAUAUGAUUAUAAGUAUAUGGGGAAUAAUAAUGCUUGCUCUGAUGGGAAUCUUCUUCCAGAUCCGGAGUGUUGCCCUGUUUGAAGAUCUGAAGGUGGAUGAACAUGAGUGGGCAGCCCAAAACUACUCUAGAGAGUUCAUCCAGGUGGUUUACCAGGACAACGCCAUCAAUUGUUGGAUCGCUGCUGGCAUUUAUGUCCUGCUCUUCAUAUUCGCUUUCAUCCAACAAAGGCUGAAUGCCAGGCAGAGUUAUGAGACCUCCUAAUGUAGCAGACAUUGAAGAAAGUUCAGUUUUCAGUAACUCGGGUACUAAUAUUUUACUCCCAAGAGAUCCAAGUAAUCAAGAAUUUGUAUAAAUACAUUGUACAUUUGAUGGAUACGUGUCUGUGAUGGAGUAUUUUUUGUAUUAGCCAUUAAAUUCUCUGAGUGGCUGGCAGAUUGUGUGUGUGUGUAAAGAGGGUGGGGGGGGGGGGGGAGGAGACUAUGUGAUCAGACAAAUACAUUUUUUUUCCCUCCUUAAAACAGGAGCACUUUAUCAUUUGUCUUGUUGUAUCAUUGGACAGUGUAACUUUGUGUAACUUUGUGUAACUUUGUCUUGUAGAGAAGCUCUGUUUAUUUAUAAAAUUGUAAUGUAAAAUUGAAUAAAGCUUGUGUGUAUCAUUUAAA